UUUUUCCCCUAGGUGAGCACCAAAACCUGAGAGAAUAUAACCCACAAAGGUUUUUUUAAAUCUGGUACUUUUCAAUGUUUUGGCUGUUUCUGUUUCAUGCUCAGAGGCUAGCGGAGAAGCUGGGGUGGGCAGGUUCACUUUUGUUUCUUGUCAGUUUUCAUACACCAAUAACAAUAUCCAGUACUUAAGGAGAGUUUUUAAUCAGAGGGGCUGGAAGCACUUUAGAAACAGGGCAAGCAUCAUUUGCUGUAUUUUACACAUGGGGAAACUGAAGCACAAGCAGCAAACUAGCUUGCCCAAUAUCACAGGCUUUGAGUUAGUAGCAGAACCCAGCUUUUCCCCUCCAUGUUGCUACUAGGCCAGGCUGCCUUAGGCUAGCAAAACAUUGCAGUGUUGGGGCUGCGAAAUUGGCAGGGCAAAUGCUUUGUGCCCAACAGAAAUCCGUUCCUUGGCCGAGAACAGGGCAAUGAGUGGAACUAUUUCUUUAGGCGAACCCUUGUUCUGAGUAGCCCAGCCGCAGAACUAACUUGCCUGGCUGGGUCCCUUUAACACAGGAAUUCCAGGCAACCUUGUGAAGAGCCCUUCCCACUGCUGCUGGCCUGCCCACUCCCCCAGCCCUCUCUGGCCAGCUGAUUGCAGGCAGGGCUCAUGGAGAAUGAUUUACCAGCACCCUAGCCCCCUCCUGGUGCCUCUUAUCAAAUGCCUCUCUGCAGACCUUUGAGACUGACAUCACUGUGCAGAGCCCAGCUCCCCACACCUGAUUCCAAGCUCGUUCAGCGCUGGUGAAAAAUGCUCUCCUUUGAGUACCUGGCCUCCUGGCUCCCCGGCUUGGCCUGGGGUUCCACCCUGAUGGACUCUCUCUUGCAAGGGCUAAUAGGAGCCUGUGCCGUCUCUGUCCUCUGCAGCCUAGUGAAGAUUUAUCUCUACAUCCAGUGUCUGAAUGACCCGGACAAGCAGAAGGAGGAGGAGACCAUCCGCUCCCAGUGGUCCCUACUGGAUCACAUCCACUUCUUUCUACUGACGUUGAUCUUCACGGUGGUUGGGUAUCGCGUGGCUGCUUUGGUGGUGCUGGAGUUUUCCCUCAGGGCUGUGUCUAUGCUGCUGUCCCUGAAUAAGGGGGCGCACAGCAGCCAGUUGUACCUGCUGUGCCAGUACUCCCUAGGGUGCGGCAUCUCCUGCAGCCUCAGCUACCUCCUGGAGGGGGCUCCCCACCGCAGCUGCAACCUGAUCCUCAGCUUGGGCCUGGCCAGCCUGAUCACCUGCUACGUCUGGAGGCUGGCCCGGCACGUCUGCACCAUGUACGAGCUCCACAGCAAGGAGCGCUACUGCGGGGUCUGCAUCUUCCUGCUCACCACCUGGCACGGCAUCCCCACCCUGCUCUGCAACGCCCUCAAGAUCACCUUCGUGGUGGCUGACCUGGCCGCUGUCGCGCUGAUCAACAGGGAUUUCCUCACCACCUCGGAGGCCAUACGCUUCUGGACACCGCUCACCAUCUGCUACACCCUGCUGGUCAUCUACAUGCAAGAGGAGCAGAGGCAUAACCCCAGCGAGCAGAUGGUCUAUCAGACGGUGUUUGUGAGGAUGGGAGGCCUCCUCAUCCUCCUAAUGACAGUGGGCCGGUGGAUGGACAUCAUGAACAUCUUCAUCUCGCUGGUGGGUGAGAUCUGGUGCCUGGUUCGGGCAGGGAUCAUGCUGGACAUCUGCCGGGCUCAGGAUUUUUCUCAAAGAUUCCCAGAACCCAGUUCCAGGCAGCCCCAGCCUAGGCCUGAGGCCCAUGGCAGAAAAUCCAGCUCAGUGACCAAGUCCUCAAGUGGAGGGGCCGGAGCCGAGAGCUGAGGAGGGGGCUGCCAUGUUCCAGCGAUGGCAAGAAAGGCAAAGCCCCAGCGACCAGGACUGAAAUGUGACAUUUUAAGCUUCAGGCCAUGCCAACUGAAGCGGCUUAAUUCACAUGCCGUAGGUGCUCCAGUAACAAACCAGAUUUGGGGGUGAUCUGCUGAGGACAUGAUCAAAUGGACAGUUGUUAACCUGGGACGGUGCAAACUACCUAGAUGACUCUUUGCUCCCCUCAACCCUCGUGCCCCAAACACACUGCAGUUGGUUGAUGUGCCCCGGUCCCUGGAAAUGGGGAGGCCCCCAAUCGCCCUCCGGGCUGCAUCGCAUACUGGAGAAGGGGAAACCAUUCCCCCACUACCCCUGGUGUUUAAAGGUUUCACUUUCCCUGCUGGCUCUUUCCAGAUCGUCUCUAGCCUGAAGCUCUCAUCGGCUAGCGAUCCCAGCCUCUCCAGGAGCCUAAGCUUGCAGCGUUCGUCUCUGGAGCCAGCUGUCCCUGGAUCAACCCCAAAGCCAAACUUCUUGCCCAUUGAACCAGUGCAUAAGGCCAGUGAUGGAGGUGGUUGGAGGGGAAGAGGCCAUGAUGGACAGAGUGGCUAGGAGGAGCUUGGUCCAAGCCAGACCCGGCUGCUGCCAUCUGAUUUUUUUUGGUGGCCAGCUGGAUCUAUGCACAGUUGUCCCUAUUGCCUGACACACAAUCCCCAUCGGCCCCCUGCUCAGCAGCCACUAGUGAGUGAAUGGGCAUGGACCUUGCUCUCCUCCUGGAGGCUGUCCCUUCAAGUCAAGGCUGAGGCCCCUUGGCCGGGUAGCAGGGGAGACAAGCUGGAGGAUGGAGGUCGAGGUCCAGGCCUGUUGUUCAGCACCUACACACUCACUGUAAAGAAUUCACUCCUAAUUCAUUGCCAAGGAAAUACCCCUCCACACUGGGUGUUGGUGCAGGUGGGGGCUCCCUCUCAUCUCACAGCAGCAGGCCAGCCCUCCCCGCCAUGUGCAUCUCUUCAGCAUCCCUCUGCACCAAGGGCUGGGGUGUCACUCAGUACCCCAAGCAUCUAACUGUCCUGGGGGCACCCCAGAGCCAUUCCUCUAGCCUGUUCCACAGGGGCUCUGAAGGGGAUGAGCCUGCAGCUGGGCUGGAUGUUUGGAUAACACGGGCUGGUUCAGAGGGACUGGGUCUCUGAAUUCUGCCUGCGGGAGAGACUGGAGCUGACCUUGAAAUUCAGCAGCUCAUGAGGGGACUGUCUGGACCUCCUGCUCCAGGUUUGCCUCGUCCCCCUUGGCCGUGUGUUUGCUCUGUCCCAUUCAGGCUCUGUCUGAACUUGCACUAGCCUCUCCUUCAGAACCCUUGGCCCAUCUCCUCCGGCACGGUGACGGCAAGGAGCGUCUGGGCUGGGCUCCAGACACGUCCCAUCAUGAGACGUGAGGAGCCGUGCGCAUCAGCUUCCUGUCUAGCGAGGUAGGCAGAAGAGGGGAAUCUGUAGACGCUUGUACUGUCAGUUGUAUGACCAUACGUGAGAAUAAAGUGUAUAAAACACACUGAGCUGGAGGGUGGGUGGCAAGAGCCCCUUCACCUUUCAUUACUGCGUUUCUGAGUGUUUAUCAUUGUCUUCUGUGGGUCCUGACCGGAGCAGUGACAAGCGAGAUGCUAGGAAAUGUUUGGAGCUAUGUGGCCUGAUGUGCUUUAAUCUUCUUUUCCCCGCCCCUCCACCCCCUGUUAGCCUGCCCCCGACAUGCCCGCCUCUGUCUGAUCGGCAUUUGUAUCUCACCAGCCAAGUAAGAUCAUGGGCGAAGGUAACAUCACGGGCCAGUCCACCCUGCCAGUUCUUGGGCUUCUACUUUCCACAUCCGUCGUGGGUCCUGCAGAACCAUUUCCACUCCUACUAUGGACCCUGCUGCCACCUGUUGCAAACCAGGACCAGAGAGGGAACGGACUCUAGUAGCAGGCAGCCGAGUAGCCACUGCUAGCAAGUCUGGCCUGACUGAUGGGUCUCAUGGUGCACUGCCUGCCUGGGGGAGAUGGGGGCUCCAGGCCAUUUGGGGGUUGUGAAAUUUUGUGAGUGCUGAAGGGCUCUUGCUCCCUGGCUGAAAGGGCUAUGGUGAUUUUAUUUUAACCCAAGCCAGCAUGAUUUUCUCAUUUUACGCACACAUGCCCUGCCCCAGUGCAAAGCCUGGCCGCAUCAUGUUUCUCCAGCAGGGACCAAGUAACGGAGAUUUUGGCCCUAAAACAUUCUGGCUGGGAUCUCGCUGCUCUUCACCAGCCCAUGGGAGGUGGGUGGUACUGGCCUUGUUGCAGG
This is a messenger RNA of Dermochelys coriacea (leatherback sea turtle), 4121 nucleotides long. RefSeq names its product transmembrane protein 82 (gene TMEM82). The record is from RefSeq and is a predicted model, not a curated record. The coding region runs from base 790 to 1836 and encodes 348 amino acids. Lineage: Eukaryota; Metazoa; Chordata; Testudines; Dermochelyidae. The transcript has 6 exons.